UUGGUGUUUUGAUUUGUCGGUGUGCGCAACUUAUAGAUCUUUUUCAUCGAAUUUAGAAGAAAAUGAGUACUUCAGAAACAAAACCGGUGUUCCGUGAUCUCGCUGGAGAUGAUCCGGAGCCAGAAGUCACUGAAAUCGAGUCGUUUUGUAUGAAUUGCCAUGCAAAUGGCAUGACUCGACUUCUUCUGACUCGUAUCCCCUACUAUAAGAAUGUGGUGAUCAUGUCGUUCAGUUGUGAGGCUUGCGGGUACGAGAACAAUGAGAUCCAGCCUGGUGGGGCCUUCGCAGAGCUUGGGGUAAGAUGGAAGCUGAGGGUCGAAUGUCUGAUGGAUUUGAACAGACAAGUGGUGAAGAGUGACUACACAGGAGUGAGGAUACCAGAGCUGGACUUUGAGAUACCUGCACAGAGUCAAAAAGGAGAGGUUACCACAGUGGAGGGUAUAAUAGCUCGGGCGAUAUCCGGUCUACAACAAGACCAGGUGGCACGGAGACAGGAGCAUCCGGAUGAUGCGGCCACAAUUGAUGCAUUUAUUACUCGGCUACAGGAUCUCAAGACUGUGACUACACCGUGGACUUUGGAGCUUGAAGAUAUCAGUGGUAACUGUUUUGUAGAGAAUCCGGAAGCGCCAGCAAAAGAUCCUCGAUGUGAGAGAACUGACUUUACUCGGAGCAAAGAACAAAAUCAUACACUGGGCAUAUUCCAACAGGAAGAGAUACAUGGAAUAACAAAUGGCCUAGCACAGAGUAAGAUUGAAGCGGAGGCAGAUUUCUAUGAAAAGAUGGCCUCGGAGGAAGUAAUGCAGUUUAAGACAAACUGUCCGGACUGCAAUGCACCAGCUGAGACUAAUAUGAAGUUAACAAGCAUUCCACACUUCAAACAGGUUGUGAUAAUGGCGACUGUAUGUGAUGCUUGUGGUCACAGAACUAAUGAGGUAAAAUCAGGCGGUGGUAUAGAAGAGAAGGGAGUGAAGUUUGAAGUGCGUGUAGCCAGCAGGGAUGAUUUCUCCAGAGAUAUAUUGAAGUCAGAGACAUGCAGCAUGAGUAUCCCGGAGCUGGACUUCGAGGUGGGAGGUCGUGCUCUGGGAGGCAGGUUCAGUACUCCGGAGGGUCUGCUGCAGGCGGCCGCGCAGCAGCUGCGGGAGGCGCCAGGUCUCAUGGGUGACGCGCCGGGACUCGCACAAGACAAACUCUCCGGUUUCUUAGACAAAUUAGAAGAAGUAUUGGAAGGCAAGCGCGCUAUAACACUGGUGUUGGACGAUCCAGCUGGUAACUCUUACGUGCAGUGUCUCUCUGAUGACCCUCAACUACCUGAUGAUGGUCUAAAGGUGACUCAUUACGAGAGAUCUUAUGAACAAAAUGAUGAACUGGGUCUCAAUGACAUGAAGACUGAAGGAUACGACGAGGAAACAUAACCGCCUGUGCGUUUAUAUUGUACAAAUACUUGUAUAAUGAAUAACAUGUUAUAUGUAUAUUCUUUGAUAAACGAGAAAAGUUGUAUAUUUGGAUUAUUUUACGACAAUUUCUUUUCUUGUACUUAUGCUUUAAGUAAAAAGUAAAUAUAUGUUCUAUUUUGUUUAUUUCUUUUAUAUUUUCUUAAAUAAACAAAUGUGCUG
Messenger RNA from Papilio xuthus (Asian swallowtail), 1613 nucleotides. RefSeq names its product zinc finger protein Zpr1 (gene Zpr1). The transcript has 11 exons. Gene Ontology annotation, cellular component: nucleus. The record is from RefSeq and is a predicted model, not a curated record. The coding region runs from base 63 to 1412 and encodes 449 amino acids. Gene Ontology annotation, molecular function: zinc ion binding. NCBI's taxonomy places the organism in Eukaryota, Metazoa, Arthropoda, Insecta, Lepidoptera, Papilionidae.